UCCUGGUUCGUGUCCGUAGAUCGGACGACAAACUCCCGAUCGGAGCAGAGAGCUUCCUCCCCUGUUCGCUCGCAGCAGCAGAGCAGCUCGCUUCCACCAACCCCCCGUGAGAAAAGAGAAAACAGCGCCCCAGAUCCGGCGGCCGGACGCGCCCUCCUCCUUCCCCAACCAACGGCGCUGAUCCCCUCCGCCAUCUCCGUCCAUCUCCAGAUCUCCUCCUCUCCCAAUUAAGGUGCAGCGAGCGGCGAUGUCGGACGCGGUGGGCACGCCGGAGGAGGGAGGAGGAGGGGCCGGGGCCAGGGAGCAGGAGCGGUUCCUGCCGAUCGCCAACAUCGGGCGCAUCAUGCGGCGAGGGGUGCCGGAGAACGGCAAGAUCGCGAAAGACGCCAAGGAGUCCAUCCAGGAGUGCGUGUCCGAGUUCAUCAGCUUCAUCACCAGCGAGGCGAGCGACAAGUGCAUGAAGGAGAAGCGGAAGACCAUCAACGGGGACGACCUCAUUUGGUCCAUGGGCACGCUCGGCUUCGAGGACUACGUCGAGCCCCUUAAGCUCUACCUCAAGCUCUACCGGGAGAUGGAGGGUGACACAACAAAGGGUUCGAGAUCUGAGCAGGCAGGAAAAAAAGGAAUUGUACUUAACGGACAACCUGGAUCAUCGUUCAACGGCAUGUAGGAUGGAGGAGGACGGCACUGACCGGCACACGAAUCCCGCCUGGUCAAACAUAUAUCAUCCCUUGGCACACGAACCGGUGUUGCUGGGAAAAGGACUCCAGCACGCUGUUUAUUUCUGCGCAAGCAGGAUGCUUCCAGUACUGUGUAUCUAUGGAUGUUAGUUCCCUGUCUCGAAAUGCUCCUUCCUGUAAUUCUGUGUGUGUUAACCGGUAAUGUGCAAACUUCCUGUGGUAUCUCCAAGUUCAGUUCAUCUGUUCUAUAUAUCUGCAAACAGCAUUGCCCGAUUUCGACGGUCGAUGGUGCCCUGCAUGGUAAAUUGAGAGAGAUAUCUUGUAGCUGAACUCAUCUUUGCUCCUGGGAGAGCAAAGCAGAUUUGGCAACUGUUAUAA
Messenger RNA from Brachypodium distachyon (stiff brome), 1058 nucleotides. RefSeq names its product nuclear transcription factor Y subunit B-4. Gene Ontology annotation, biological process: regulation of transcription by RNA polymerase II. Lineage: Eukaryota; Viridiplantae; Streptophyta; Magnoliopsida; Poales; Poaceae. The transcript is spliced from 6 exons. Gene Ontology annotation, molecular function: protein heterodimerization activity; DNA-binding transcription activator activity, RNA polymerase II-specific; RNA polymerase II cis-regulatory region sequence-specific DNA binding. Gene Ontology annotation, cellular component: CCAAT-binding factor complex; nucleus. The record is from RefSeq and is a predicted model, not a curated record. Bases 248 to 670 code for a protein of 140 amino acids.